Penicillium cataractarum is the source of this 813-nucleotide messenger RNA. RefSeq lists its product as uncharacterized. The transcript is spliced from 2 exons. Bases 1 to 813 code for a protein of 270 amino acids. Lineage: Eukaryota; Fungi; Ascomycota; Eurotiomycetes; Eurotiales; Aspergillaceae. The record is from RefSeq and is a predicted model, not a curated record.
AUGUCGGCCAACCUACGCACAACUACCAAAAAGCCUCGUGUUCGUCCUCCAAAAUUGGACGAAAACAGUGCUAUUGAGAAGCUUCAGACCGUCUCAUUGUUGGUCAACAAACGCGGGUGUCUCCAAGGCUGGGAAGUUGAACGUGCCUCCUCAGCCGUUGCGUUGAUAAAGAAAGAAGCCAACGUGAAUGACAUAUAUCAGCAAUUCCUGCAAAAUGUUCAGAGACAUUCAAAACCCAAGAAUGCCGCUCCACUAGCGAGGCUCUGUGCCAUCGCACUGGGAAAGGACGCGAUCAAAAAUGCCAGGAAACAUGUUUUUCUGAAUCUCCCUGAAAAGAUUGCGGCUCUAGAGGAUAGCCUGGUGAAUGACGCUUUGAAAGACGAUGUUGAAAAGAAUGCUGAUGCUGAUCAAUUGUACAAUCGCCAUACAGCAUCCCACGGGCAGGGACUGGAGCGGCAAAUCUCAUCACCGGAAGGCGCGUAUGCUUUCAAUAAACAGAAAAUGCAAAAUACUAAUACACGUAUCGUUCUAGGCUCUGGUCUUGAAGUUUCCUCAACUCUUCCACCAACAAUUUUUGCGGAUGAUCGCGACUCAGUUCCUCUCGACCUUCAACUCAGAGAUCUCAUUGACUUUCUGUAUGAGCUUGAAGGUCCGAACCACACCCUGCGAAUGCGUUGUCCACUCUCGGGCCAUCCUCUACCGUCCAUCUAUCUCGGAACUCAGCAGUUUGGGCAUGCAAGUGCAAAACUUGAAUUCUCGCAGCCUCUGGCCACCACGUUCAUGCGGUAUAUGAUGAAGCGCAGGCAGCUUUAA